CCAUUGUUACGGUUACGGGCGAUCACAUAGCGCACCUGUUUUACGCGCCCCCCUCUUCAUUUCUUCUUGCGUUUCUUCGUCGACGGUCUCGCGUAUCUUCCGCGAUUCGACAGUUUUGUUAACUCGCCGCUCUAGUGAAAUGGUCUACUGUUUUCGCAUAGUUUCCCUUCCAACGCGGAAUCCGUGAUCGCUACCGAGGGUACCCUUGCCCUUCCGGUUCGCUGGUUCAAAGUUUUGGUGGUAUUCGAGAACGAACGAACGAAGAUGAACGCGUCUUGGAAUGCGCUGCGGAUUUUGUUGUUCGUCCACGUCGUAGAGUACUGCCGGUGCAUGUGCUCCUACGAAUACGGCAGGGCGCCGUGUUCGUACGUCCCCGCGCCCCCCGGAAAAACCCCGCCCUGCGCCAGGCCCGGAUUUACCUACUGCGAGAAUCCGGAUCAUUAUCCUAGUCACUUGAUACAUCAUCUAGUCCAAAAAUGGAAGUUUAACCACCAAAGUCUGAUAAUAGACGAGGCCAAAGACGAAUUCACCGCCUAUUACUAUCCACCUCCGCCGACCAUCUACGGGUCACCGCAAUACAUCCCGAAUCACGUCAACAACGACGAAGGAUACCAUUAUCCAGAACCCAUUUACAUUUCCAAACCUCAGCACACGUUCCCCGAACAGGGAGGAUUCUAUAUUCCGCCCAAAGUGUUCCCGCCAACUAAUUUCACGUUGGGCUUCAACGACCAGUCGGGUAAAGAUGGCGGGACGUUCCUCACUUACAAAUACACGGGCAAUUUUCCUCUUCCGCAAGGUACGAAAAAUCACUACAGUACCGUACCAUACCAGCCGCCGGUUUUCCCCUCACAGACAACUGCUUACAGUCCCAUCAACGAGCUUUGGAAAAGAAACGAGAGAGGCAAAAGAUCGUUGCGACGAAGAAGAAGAUUCUCGCUCAAUACAAAUCUAAACUCGACGUCCCUGUCUCUUGCCAGAAAUAAGAGGCAGAGUACAGUGACCGGUCAGACGCUGUGCAGAAGCAGGUCAAACUUCAUCAUGCCGAGGGCGGCUCUAAACAGCAAAGGCAAUUGGAUGUACGUGGUCAACAUGCCGGAAGUCGAUAGCCGCUAUACCCAAUUAGUUAAGAGCGAAACCUGCGUGGAUCAAAACUGUAACGGUUUAUGCACGCUUCCCCAAGGUUACUCUUCGCGGUGCGAGCAAAAGUACGUUCAAAAACGGCUCAUAGCCCUCGACGGCAGCGGAGGCGACCUCUACAGCGACACGUUUUGGUUUCCUAGUUGUUGCGUGUGCACCAUAUCGAACACUUAAUUACGUGUCAAAAUGGUUGGGCAUUCCCAGCCCUGACGUUCAAACUAGGUUACCCACUUGAGACUGCGCAAAUACACAAUUUAACGAUUCAACCACCUUAAAUAAUUCCAUGAGCAUGGCUCAUUUUUAUACCUCUAUUAUAACUUUUUUUUGUAAUAAAAAUAUCAAAAUUUAAUAGGACGUAUAGAUUUUCAUUUUUAAGUAAACAAAAGAGCAACGUUUUUAUUUUAAAUUGCAUGCUGUAUAUUUUUUUAUACCAGUAAUAAUUUUUGAUUAAAUCUGCUUUCUUGUUGAUAAUAAAAACAUUUUAAAUUUAAAUAACUGUUAUGAACUUAACUUAUUUAAAUAGGAAAAUUAAAUAAAAAUAAUAUGCAGUUUGGAGAUUAAUUUAAUUUAAAAAAAAUGUUUUCUUGAAAACCCCUAUUGAAUUUGAGAAAAAUGUCCAUAUAUAUAUCCACUUCGAAUAUAUAGUUGAAAAAGUUGAAAAAUUCUAACCUGUGAUCAUCAGAAAUACCUAUCCAAUUAUGUCCUCGCAAGUAACAAGGCAAGGCCAAGACGUGCAUGCGUCAGAAGUGCGAUCAAAUAACCGGCAACAGGGCAGAUUCAUUGGCUCGAGGAUGAAAAAUGAAUUUUGAUGAAACGUCGUCAAAAUGAUUUAUGACCUGUGUAUUCGAGGUAUGUGAGACAAACGCCCAUUUGCUGUGAUUCGUCUUUGGUCCUUUUAGUAAAUGCAAGCAUUGACUGUGUAUAGUUUAUCUCAUAUGUAAAAUUGAUUUUGUAAAAAUUGUAGAUUAUUCUUGUUGCGAUUAAACGUGUACUAAGGAUUUAAUUUGUAUAGAAAAUUAUUUAAUUUAUUAAUUGUUUUCACCCCUUAGGUAGACAGACUUUGGUAAAUAUUAUAUUU
This is a messenger RNA of Cylas formicarius (sweet potato weevil), 2215 nucleotides long. RefSeq names its product protein spaetzle 5. The record is from RefSeq and is a predicted model, not a curated record. Bases 265 to 1311 code for a protein of 348 amino acids. Gene Ontology annotation, biological process: regulation of Toll signaling pathway; innate immune response; central nervous system formation. Gene Ontology annotation, molecular function: growth factor activity; Toll binding. NCBI's taxonomy places the organism in Eukaryota, Metazoa, Arthropoda, Insecta, Coleoptera, Brentidae. The transcript is spliced from 6 exons. Gene Ontology annotation, cellular component: extracellular region.